AUGGUGGUUCCAGUCACUCUCACCAAUGACAUCAAGUCAGCCGUCGAUCUGUCUAACCAAGCCGCCGAUGAGGACGUCAAGAAGCAGUUCGCCAACGCGAUCCGCCUCUACCGUAAGUCCAUGGAGUCCUACCUCAAUGCAGCGCUCAUCAUCCGCAACACCUGCGCGCCUUUCGUCGAGAGAGCCCAGAAACUCAAGGAGUUCUCCGGCGAGAUUGACCAGGAAGUGAUCUGCGAGGGACUGCCAGAGAUGAAGCGCAUCCACCAGUUGCCACUCCUGGGACUAGUCCUUCCGCCGUGGUGCAUUCAGGCUGCGACAGUGGUGUCCGGUCGCAAGGUCUGCUACACCAACGACAUCACGGGCGUCGAUUCGACCAAAUUAGUUCUGAGCCAGAUUAUCAGCGAACCAAAGGCCAAGGCUGCCUCAUCCGUCCUUCUGCACGGGCCAACAGGCUCUGGUAAAAGUCUCCUAGUCAGGGCUAUCGCCUCCAAAUGGCCAGAGAAGUCUGUUUUCAUUGUCGAGAUGCAGACGUUCAUCCUUGGUGCAGUGGAGCACGACGGUACUAAGGUGGCUCAGAUGCUGAUUCGCAACUUCAAGAAGCACAACACCGGGGUGCUUGUGAUUGACAACAUUGACUACCUCUACGAGACAGAUCAUCCGGACAUCAAAAAGGCGCCGGUGGCCGCGGUCAAGGCGGUGAUAGUGGCGCUCUUCAAAGGGAUCCAUGAAAAAAAGAACUACAAAGAUCUUGUAAUAGCCACUGCUAACAAACCCUGGUUGCUGGAGGACGACAUUAAGAACGCUUUUCAUGCAAAACUCAAUUUUCCCAUUCUCAGCGAAGAGGACAGAAUGGCCAUCAUCAGGGGGGAGCUUGCAAAGAUUCGAUGUCCGACGUACCACGAAGAACACAUGAGAGACUUGGUGAAGAAAACAGAGCGAUUUUCGAGGUACCAGCUGCUCAGGUUAGUCCGGUUUGCGCUGACUCGUAACUUCAACAAUAUCGAAGGCAUACAACUUAAGGAGGACGCCGAAAGACUAGCUCACUUGACCAAAGACGACCUCGAUGCUGUAGCAUCUGUGCUGCUUGCCGACAUACCAGAAGAGUACGUCACGAGGUACACUGAGUUUGUAGAAAAAAAUCCGACGGCUAAUUAG
This is a messenger RNA of Ixodes scapularis (black-legged tick), 1155 nucleotides long. RefSeq names its product vacuolar protein sorting-associated protein 4A-like. The record is from RefSeq and is a predicted model, not a curated record. Gene Ontology annotation, biological process: endosomal transport; vacuole organization. Gene Ontology annotation, molecular function: ATP binding; ATP hydrolysis activity. NCBI's taxonomy places the organism in Eukaryota, Metazoa, Arthropoda, Arachnida, Ixodida, Ixodidae. The transcript has a single exon. Bases 1 to 1155 code for a protein of 384 amino acids.